AUGGCAUUCAUCAUUCAGUAUCGGCAAUUACAUCAAUCUGUCAGAGAGCAGCUGCAAGAUGUGCAGCAUACGAGCGAAAAGUCGACGAGUAAAUCUCCAUCUCCUUUGUGCGAUUCGUCAGUCAAAUUGAACGAAAAUAACAAACACUACUACUCCAAGAUUCCAGGUAUCUCGACGCAAGUGGACCAAAAUGGCAACCAAUACUUCCAAGUCGGCUGGGCCACUCCCCAGGAUCCUUUUUGUCCCCAGCAAUGGCCAACUGCCCGCCGAGUCUUGGCCACUUUGUCAGUAUGUCUCAUCGCGCUUGUAACCACAAUGGCCUCCGCAAUUGAUUCGGCAGUCAUAAAACCGGCAUCUCUGGAAUUUGGUGUCUCUGAAGUGACGGAAUCUCUUGCUACUGGCCUCUACCUAAUCGGAUUUGGUGUUGGAGCUCUCAUAGCUAGCCCACUGUCUGAAAUGAUUGGUCGGUACCCUGUCUACGUCGGAGCACUAAUAAUUUUUGGCGGUUGGAUCCUUGGCGCAGCGUUGACGCCAAACAUUGGAGGACAAUUUGUGUUUCGCUUUCUUGCUGGAGUGUGUGGUGCUGCGCCCUUGACUGUUGCUGGAGGCUCAAUUUCUGAUAUCUGGAAUGCGCUCGAAAAAACAUUCGGGUUUCCCAUCUUCGCUAUCCCAGCUUUCGGUGGGCCUAUACUAGGACCCGUGGUUGGAGCGUACAUUGGAUAUAGCCCGCAUAUCAACUGGAGAUGGUCGGAAUGGAUUAUUCUCAUCUUCAAUGGCUUCACAAUUUGUGUGAUCUUCUUAUUCAAACGAGAAACAUUUGGACCGCAGCUCCUCUAUUACAAAGCUCGUUUUUUCCGGGGAGAGACAGGCGAUAAUAGGUUCAUGACUAAAGAGGAAGCAUCAGGCAAUGAACACAUUGUGCUAGUGUUAAAAAGGCAUUUUUCCCGGCCGUGGAUCCUCCUCGCGGAGCCAAUUGUUAUCUGCCUUACCUUCUAUCUGACCGUGGUUUAUAUCGUUCUUUUUACCUUCUUGGAUGGUUAUCCAUUUAUCUUUGGUCAGACGUAUAGCAUCAAUGAUGGCCUAGUCAACACCUGCUUCAUUGGCCUUUUCAUCGGUAACCUGUUAGCCAUGGCUUUGGUGCCGUUCAGUUACUAUCGAACCGCCAGCCAGCUGAGACGCGACGGCGAUGAUGGUUCAGGCGAAAAAUUGGAUCAAGAAUCCCGCCUGUUAUUCGCCUUUUGUGGGGCUCCUGCUGUGCCCAUAGGACUGUUCUGGAUGGGUUGGACUGCUUAUCCAACAGUACCGAUCUGGUCGCCUCUCGCGGCUUCUAUCCUGGUUGGAUUUGGCGUCAUAUGCAUAUUCUUAUCUGCAUAUAUGUACACCAUCGAUUCCUAUGGCCAAUACGCCGCAUCGGCAUUGACAUUUAUCGCUCUUGUGCGGUAUCUCGCCGCAGGUGGAAUGGCUGUUGCCGGAAUUCCCAUGUACCAAAACCUCGGAGUGCAUUGGACGCUGACGAUCCUAGGGAUCAUUAGCACGGUAGCAAUGCCUAUUCCUUACGCACUCUCGCGAUGGGGGCCUUCACUUCGACGGAAAAGCAAGUGGGCGGUGGGCAAGAAUCUGUGA
Messenger RNA from Penicillium verrucosum, 1623 nucleotides. Its product is annotated as MFS transporter. Gene Ontology annotation, biological process: transmembrane transport. The record is from RefSeq and is a predicted model, not a curated record. Bases 1 to 1623 code for a protein of 540 amino acids. The transcript has 4 exons. Gene Ontology annotation, molecular function: transmembrane transporter activity. NCBI's taxonomy places the organism in Eukaryota, Fungi, Ascomycota, Eurotiomycetes, Eurotiales, Aspergillaceae.